This is a messenger RNA of Alternaria atra, 1659 nucleotides long. RefSeq lists its product as uncharacterized. The record is from RefSeq and is a predicted model, not a curated record. NCBI's taxonomy places the organism in Eukaryota, Fungi, Ascomycota, Dothideomycetes, Pleosporales, Pleosporaceae. Bases 1 to 1659 code for a protein of 552 amino acids. Gene Ontology annotation, molecular function: FAD binding. The transcript has a single exon.
AUGGCUUUGUCGUGGCUGUCAUACACAUGUAUAGCUAUUCUUCUCGCCUCUGUCUAUAUCAGGCAACGAAUUCGUGUUCGAUCAUCCCAAGUCGAGUCCGAUGCAGAGGCUGAGAAGCCUGGUCGUCUUAGGCUUGACGAUGGCUUGACGCCUUCCGGACGGCAAUUGAAGGCCAAGUUAGUCGCAGCUAUCCCGCACAUCGUAAUCGCGUCAGAGAAAGCCACAGAGUUCAAAGAGUCAAUGAACGCAUACUGGGAUCAGAAAGCGUGCGAGGUGCCACCAUCAUGUAUUGUGCGACCCCGCAACGUGUGGGAAUUGGCGCAGGCGGUCAAGAUUCUCAAACGUGAGUUUGAUCUUAGAUGUGAAAAGGUCAAAGAAAGGCAAGAGGAGGUUGAGUCCAUCUUUGCCAUUCGAGGAGGAGGUCACUCUGCUGUUGCUGGUGCCUCAAGCAUUAAAGGCGGAGUUCUUAUCGAUCUAUCACUCUUCAAUCAAGUCAUCCCUGCCGAAGAUGGACGGAGCGUGAUCAUUGGCGCCGGUUGCAAGUGGAUUGACGUAUACUCAGUUCUUGAAAAAGAAGGUCUUGGAGUAGCUGGUGGAAGGAACUCCGCCGUCGGUGUAUCUGGCCUGACGCUCGGCGGGGGUAUAUCGUUCUUCUCUCCUCAAUAUGGAUUCGUAUGCAACAACGUCCUCGAAUAUGAGGUCAUCUUGGCAGAUGGGUCUAUCGUCACCGCUUCUGAGAAAGACCACCCCGAUCUGUGGCGCGCACUCAAGGGCGGAGGCAACAACUUCGGUAUCGUAACAAGCUUCACGAUCCGCAGUUUCGCUGCAAAGAAUGUUUGGAGCGGAUUCCUCUACCUGCUCCCAUACAAAGCCCCAGAUGUUCUAGCAGCAUUCCAUUCCUUUGUUGCGCGAACACUGGCCGGCGAGCUGCAACAUCGAUUCGACCCUCACGCUGCCGGCCCGCUGACAUGCUUCACGUACCUCCAAUCUCCUGGUAUCCAAGCUAUAGCCGUGAAUCUUGUACACACCGGCCCCGACACCAAGCAGAAGGGCUGGCCAGAAUCUUGGCGCAGCUCCGGUUUUCAGAAGCUGUGGCGUGUGUGGAGUACGUUCAAGAUUCGCAGCCUAGUUAGUGCAGCAGACGAGUUGAGUGUCCUGAAUCCACCGGGACGACAACAAGAAUUUGCCACUACGACCAUCAAGAACGAUAGGCAGACUUUAGAGGCGGCUCACAAAGCAUAUCGUGAUGCGAUUCCGAAGAUUAAGAAUCAUGCCAUUAAGGGUAUGAGCUGGACUCUGGUUCUACAGCCAUGCUUGCCUUCAUGGGCAAGGAAGGGCGAUGCAAAUUCGCUGGGUUUAGAUGAAGGAUCUGAUGAGCCUUUGGUAAAUGUUCAGUUUACGGUCAACUGGGCGAUGGAGGAGCAUGAUGAUGUGGUGAGGGCUAUCACUAGGGAGGCGAUCGAGCAGAUUGAUGCUUUUGCCCUUGAACAUGGGACGGGUCAUCGGUUUCGUUAUCUGAACUAUUGCGCGGCGUGGCAAAGACCCUUUGAGGGGUACGGGGAGGAGAGUAUGAAAUCUCUGAAGGGUGUGAGUAAAGUGGUUGAUCCCCAAGGGUUCUUCCAGAGGGGAUGUGGCGGAGGUUUCAAACUGGGGUCGUGA